This is a messenger RNA of Lycium ferocissimum, 1310 nucleotides long. RefSeq names its product disease resistance protein Roq1-like. The record is from RefSeq and is a predicted model, not a curated record. Gene Ontology annotation, biological process: defense response. NCBI's taxonomy places the organism in Eukaryota, Viridiplantae, Streptophyta, Magnoliopsida, Solanales, Solanaceae. The transcript has 2 exons. Gene Ontology annotation, molecular function: ADP binding. Bases 48 to 983 code for a protein of 311 amino acids.
GAACAGUUGGGAAUUUCUUUUUAGUUGGAGGGCUAGAGUGGUUUGGUAUGGGUAGCCGAAUUAUUUUAACAGCAAGAGACAAACAACUGUUAAUCAAUCACGUUGGGGAUAACGUGUAUGAAGUCCAACUAUUAACUGAGGAUGAAGCUCUUGAAUUGUUCAGUAGGCAUACUUUUAGAGAAAAAUCACCAAAGAAGGAUUUAAUGAAACUUUCAAGAGAAGUGGUGGAGUAUGCUGGUGGACUCCCUUUAGCUCUUAAAGUUUUGGGUUCUUCUUUUUACAAACGAGACAAAGAGCAGUGGAGACACAUAAUUGAUCGGCUGAAGAGAAUCCCUCACAAUGAUAUUCUAGGAAAGCUUAGGCUUAGUUUUGAUGGACUGGACAAAGAUGAGAAGAAAAUAUUUCUAGAUAUUGCAUUUAUAUGUAUUGCAAGCUUGACUGGAUAUAGUUUUGAUCUUUAUGUGGAACUAGUACUUGAGACUUGUGGUUUUAAACUGAUAAGAGAUUACCUUAUCGAAAAAUCACUGUUAUCCAUCAACAUACGUAAUCGUAUCGUGAUGCAUAAUAUGAUAAGAAAUAUGGCUGCAAAUGUCAUAAUGGAAGAGUAUGCUAAUAGCAGAAUAUGGCUUCCCGAGGAGGUCCGUGACCUUUUAAAAGGAAAGUUGCUAACAGAAAAGGUGGAAAACCUAUGUAUCCCAGAAGGUUACAAUUUUGAAGAUGAUCCUGUCAAUUAUAGCAAUAUUUUCAGGAGGAUGCAAAGCUUACAAGUACUUGUAAUUGGUGAUGGAACUUUUAGCUCGGAGUGUGAUAUCACUUAUCUUCCUUCCACCUUGCGGUUUAUUGAGUGGGAGGGGUAUCCUUCAAUUUCAUUGCCAGAGAACUUUGAACCAUCACAGCUCGUUGUGCUUCGCUUAAAGAAAAGUAGGCUUGUCAAACUUGGGCCAAUGUCAAAGGUAUACUUGCUCUCUCUGUCUCCCCAAUAAAACAAAAUUUCAUUUUUUUUUUUGUUUGCUAGGUUUAAUGCACAUGAAUUAAUCACUCCACGAUUUAAAUGCUACACAAAAGAAGUGCUUUGAUAUACACAAUUAUCAUAAAAAAAAAAUUAUUUAGUAAUCUCACUUGAAAAGUGAAAAAUUAAACAAAUCCAAGUGAAAACUUAAACAAAUCCAAUCUUCGGAAAUCAUCCAAAAUCAGCGGUAUCAUCUCUCUCUCUCUCUCUCUCCCUCUCCCCCGCAGCUCAUACUUCUUUCUUUUCCCAAUUAAAUCUUCAAAAUAUAUAGGUGGAAUCGAACUAAGUUGACAUUCACGAA